UGAGAUACAAGAUGUGAGAUUGCUUUGCCUUCAGAGACAGGAGUACAAAAGCCAUGGGCAAUCUCAGCCAAAGAAAAGUUGUUCCUGGAAGAGCUUAUUUUCAGAGAACCAUGUACAUUGGAGCUUGACCAGAAGAAUAGGAAAGCAGAUCCAUAUCCAAAGUAUCGCUGAAGGACUUACUCAUGCACAUGUCUUUAGGGUAUAAUGUUUUGAGCCAUGAAUGCUCAUAGGAUUUACAAAGAUGACCCAUGGAAAAUCUAUGAAGAGGAGAUUGCUAGCAAUACAAUUCUUUAUGGUAGACAGAGUGCCUGUCUUCAAGAUUCGCUGCAGCUCCACCACCUGCUGCUCCUCAGAGACUCCUUCUGCAGGAAGCAAUCCUGUGAAUAGCCAUUCUCGCAAGAGCACAGGAGCAUGUGACCCUAGUUUCUUCUGGAGGCACUCUGAGGCUGGAUGAAAAUCCGCUCUGUACUGACCACCACGCUGGUGAAGCAUGCUGGAACCAGCCAGAUGGAGGAGUUGUUCCAAAAGGCAGAUAUCCUCACUUCUAUGGAUGGUUCUCGUGACGGCUGUGUUAGCUGGGAGAAGUUGUGUGUCUACAUUCUCCAGCAGCACAAGCAGACUGGAGACUCAUCAGAGGCCAACCAUGAUGUGUUCAGCUCUGAACCACUGAUACGCCACUGUCUACAUAACAAGCAAGAACCAAUCACAUCGUAUUGUGGAAGUGAGUCACCCACCCCCUCUACGUUAUGUUCACCGUCAGUAAAGGGGGAAAUAUGAAUAGUCCUGGAACAGCAAUCUUCGCGCUGUGAAGACACUGGAGACAUGUGUCUGUAAUUCAAGUUAUCUGGAGACACUGGUGAAAGGAGUGGAUCCUUCAAAAAGUUCCAUGGCUGGACCACUGAUGCUAUCUACAUGCCUAAUGUGCACAAAAUCGCAGUGGCUACCAUGAGUCGGGACAUUCGUCUCUUCGAUGUGUCCUCCAGUGCAUGCUUUGAGGAGUUUCGCCUGUUUGGACUGAGCCACGUCGCCACCACUCUUUGUUACUGGUAUGAUGUUAAGGCUCCAGGAGAGAGGUGUGUGCUGAUGUGGGGGGAUGAAAAAGGCUAUGUGAAUUUACUAUGGUUCCUGCAGCCACACAAAGAUUUAUUUGAGACACCCUUUUCAGACCAAAGUGGACCCAAGCCAGUGUUUUUGCCAGACAUCUGUGGUCAGACCUUAAUGGUCUCUUACCAGCAAACCCCCAAAAUACACAAUGAACCAAUCAAUAGAAUCAUAUUUGAGCCCUGUGCAAACCUCCUUGUUACAUCAUCAGAGAGUGCCACAAGCUCCUUGGUCAUCAUGGACAUGAAUCAGAGAAGGAACAGCUACAUUUGGAAAAUUGACAAGGGGGUGCACUGCUUUGACAUCAGCUGGUCCCUCAACGUGCUGGUGACUGCAGGACUGGAGCCGUCCAUCAGGAUGUGGAACCGUUACGUCACCUCUCGGCCUGUGUCUGUGCUACAUGGCCACACCACCACUGUGGUGGAUGUGCUCAUCCACCAAGCACUGGCCAGGAUCUUUAGCUACUCAAAGGAUGCUGUAUUGAAGAUAUGGGACAUCCAGUCCCAAUACUGUGUGAAGACCCUGCCACUCAGGUUCCCCAACAUCCAUGUUGGACUCUCCCCAGAACAUGGCAGCUUCCCCCUGCUGCUCAGCCUGGCUGGUGGUCAUGCACUACUCGUCAGCUGCAGAGAGUAUCUGGCUUUGCUGAGGCUGCAGCAUGUGGGCUCCAAAGAUGGGCCCAAGAACUUCUCCUGUACCCUUUACAUUCCUGACCUCAAACAGGUAGUGACAGCCUGCAUGGACUCUUCUGUAGUAGUGUGGGAUGUAAGCACAGGCAGAAAGCACACAGAAGUGGAGAAGGCACAUGGUCAUGAAGAGAUCACAGCCAUGGCAGCAGACCCUGGGCAACACAGGCUAGUUACUGCAGCAGCCAAUGGCACCAUUAAGGUGUGGAACUUGCUAAAUGGUCAACCUCUGCAUAAACUGGAAGCUGUGUCUGACACAGAGGUUACUGGGGUCAUCUGUCUCCAUGACAACGAGCUUCUAGCUGUGGGCUGGAGUCAGGUGGUUGCUCAGUACAGCAUUGGUGACUUACAAGACAUAUAUGUGAAAGCAGAUGAACCCUGGAAAAGUGGCCAGCUGCAUAGUGACGAUAUCCUGGCUGUGGACCACUGUCCUUGUCUACGGCUGCUGGCCACAGGCAGCUAUGAUGGUGAGAUCAUCGUCUGGAUGGUGGACACGCAGAGGCCUGUCACCCGAAUUCAAAGACCACAGUCUGGGAGAGUGUAUCCCCCCAUUGAUAGGUUGUUGUUCCUGCAGAAGAGAGCUCAGGACAGUCAGUGUAGAGGCAAACCUCUCCUGCUCAGCUCUCAGGCUGGCUAUAUCUGCUGGUGGAACGUCAGUGGGCCGAAGCACAAACACGGGCAGUUCUAUGUACCACACAGGGUUAAUGAGUGUGUGAAGGGUUUAAACACAAACAAUGAGAACAGUUUACUCAUUACUGGAGAUGGGACAGGGUCCAUCCAGAUAUGGGACAUCUCACAGUAUGAUCUGUCUGAUGAGUUUGUCGACAAGGAGCCACCACUGCUAUGUGCCUGGAGAGCUCAUGAGGGGGCAAUAGUGAGUAUGGAGCUCCUGGAGCAGAGUGGCCAAAUGUUCCUGGUCACCGUGUCCGUGGACCACAGUGCCCGUCUUUGGACCAGUGAUGGAGGCUGCGUGGGCUCUUUUGGACAGGAGCAACAGUGGGAUCUGAGUAAUCCCCUCACAUACCAAGUCAACAGAGAAAUUGCCAUUCCAGCCAGAGAGGAAGAAAAAGACAGAACAGAAGUCCACCAAUCUGAGACCACCAAAUCCAAGUCUGAUCUUGCUGUCUGGGGUCAAAGUUCAAGGGGAAUGGCCACAGUGAACAGGAUCCUCAGUAAAGAUUACUGUCAACAAACAGUUGCAGCAUCUGCUCCAAGCCCUGAGGAACAUCUGUCACUGCAUAUUUUGAAAAGGAAGAGCCGAGCUGAAUCUUUCAGCAGUUCUGAUUCUUUUUCACCUCUUCCUCAGAGAAAGGAAGCAAUGUGGGAUCACAUGACCCUGGAUUUGCAGAGAGAGAUGGCAAGCAGACAAGACAGGCGACUGUUGUUUGGUGACAUUGAUUGCACCAAGCUAUACCGCAUCGGCAAUGAGUGCACACCAUUUCAGGUGCUCCAGAUAGUGGAGAUGAGCCACCUGGAGGAUAUUCCCAUAAGGCUGGCGGUGCUGAGCCGAUCAGAGAGUUACUCACGAGCAAGUGACCUGAACUCCCCUCUACUUUCAAGUGACAUUUCAGGACACUCUGGAACCCUCAGUAAUUAGACAAAGGAGCCUAAAUCAUAAUGUUUAAUGAUAGCAGUUAAUUUAUGUUUAUAUUUGAAAACGGUAUGUUUUCUUCCCAUUAGUAUGUAACAAGAUAUAAAUGUAGUAGUGUGAGUCCCUGUCAUAUUAGGGUUUGUUGUAAUGAAAUACACCCAAAGAGCCAUAACUAUGGUAACUCAGGUUUUACAUGUUGAAGCUGUAUAAUUAUAUUUAUUUUAACAAUAAAGUAGCAUCACUCCUAAGAAUAAACCAGUUUUCAAAUAUGUAUGUAUUAUUAAUCUAUUAUAGAUACAUAUUUUUGGCAGAUUUAUUGCAAAACACUGAUGACAAA
Molecule: messenger RNA, 3715 nt
Organism: Electrophorus electricus (electric eel)
Lineage: Eukaryota; Metazoa; Chordata; Actinopteri; Gymnotiformes; Gymnotidae
Source: RefSeq, a predicted model, not a curated record